Molecule: messenger RNA, 1056 nt
Organism: Actinia tenebrosa (Australian red waratah sea anemone)
Lineage: Eukaryota; Metazoa; Cnidaria; Anthozoa; Actiniaria; Actiniidae
Biological process (GO): translation
Cellular component (GO): mitochondrial large ribosomal subunit; ribosome
Molecular function (GO): RNA binding; structural constituent of ribosome
Source: RefSeq, a predicted model, not a curated record
UCGGCUUUUGAGUCUGGCAACUAGUUUUUCCAAAAUGGCGGCCAGAGUUUUGAGAUGUGUAAAUCUUGUCAAAGUUGGAGGGACGAUUAUACGAUCAGCACAACGAAAAAAUACUUUACAAGGUUUAUGUUCAAAUGUUCAGAAAGUCCAAGGAAUACGUGCAAAUUUACUUGUAAAUAAUAACAUCAUGAAAAACAGUUUAAAGAACUUUAGUGUUACGGCUGCAGCCCAGCAGAUGAUGACAGAUCCACUUAACAUGAUCCAGAAUGUCGAUAUCAGGAGUCCAUCUAGUUCAUCAGCAUCUUCAUUAUCAGAAGCUGGAGCUGAAGAUGAAGAUGACCAAAACUGUAUAUCAGCCAUCUAUAAUCCAGAAGUCAUAUCCAAAGUUGAAAAAGAAGCAACAGAAGGAAUAAAAAGUGGGAAAGUAUUUGCAGUUGUUCACUUAGGUGGUCGGCAAUUUAAAUUUACUGUAAAUGAUACCAUUACUAUCUUUAAAAUUCCUGCAGAAUUAGGAGAAAGAAUAAAACUAGAAAAGAUCCUCCUAGUAGGCGGUGAGAACUUUUCUAUCAUUGGUCGACCUCUUUUAAAUAAAGAACUUGUAACAGUUGAGGCUACUGUCAUAGAAAAAACAAAAACAUCAAAAGUUAUUGUCUUCAAGAAGAAAAGAAGAAAAGGAUAUAAGAGAACUCAAGGACACAGACAAGAUAUUACUGUCCUGAGGAUAAAUAGCAUCAACAUCAACCCUUCAAACCUUUCCUCUUCUGUUUGAACUCUCAAUCUCCAGAUAUCUAGACCUUCCCCAUUUCAAACUUUUAGCCACAUAUAUCCCAUGGAUUACCAUCAUUAGUAGAAAAGUAACAUAAAGAGAGGUGAAUACACAACCCCUGAUUCCCACCUCGAUUCCCACCCUUGAAUCCUACAAAACAAGGCAGUGAUACAUGUACACAUGAGAUCAAACAUUUAUUACAUAAUAAGAGUUUGAACAAGUAACCAUGAAGAUAUAUUUAUGCUUGGAAAAUAUUGCUAUUAAAACUAUUGACGGUUCUUAUAAAUCCA